Molecule: messenger RNA, 4172 nt
Organism: Rana temporaria (common frog)
Lineage: Eukaryota; Metazoa; Chordata; Amphibia; Anura; Ranidae
Gene: AGO2
Product: argonaute RISC catalytic component 2
Exons: 20
Coding region: 415-3054 (879 amino acids)
Biological process (GO): regulatory ncRNA-mediated gene silencing; regulation of DNA-templated transcription
Cellular component (GO): RISC complex
Molecular function (GO): RNA binding; protein binding; endoribonuclease activity, cleaving siRNA-paired mRNA
Source: RefSeq, a predicted model, not a curated record
CCCCUGACGUCACCGCUCCCCUCCUCAGUUCAUGUCGCGCACAGUGCAGAGGGAACGGCGGCGGCGUUGGACAGUUCUAUGGAGACUUGAACGAGCCUGAGCCCCUCGGCCGCCAUUGUCGCGCCCCCCUUCUCUCUCUCUCGCGGGAUAUAACGUCGCCUGUGCGUGUGUGUCUUCCGGCUCAGACCGAAACAAGCAUCAUGUACGCCGCAGCCAGACCGGAACAAGCUGUCCUGCAGAUGUAGCAGUUAGAACAUCGGCGGUCGGCUUUCUUUCGAACUGGGGGACUCAAGUGCGAUUGUUAUUGACGUCACCAGAGGGACUGCACAUAACAGUCGGUGAAUAAUUACUGCCGGAGAGAGACGCACGACCCAGGAUAUAUUAAAGAAAGGAAAAACAAAAACAUUACCGAAAAUGAUGCAAGAGACGGCCAGAGAAUGCGACCCUAUCACAGGAGAGGUGAUUGGACCGCCCCCUCCGCCGGUGUAUACGUUCAAGCCUCCGCUGAGACCCGAUUUUGGCACCUCGGGGAGGACCAUCAAGCUCCAGGCGAACUUCUUCGAGAUGGACAUUCCCAAAAUAGAAAUUUAUCAUUAUGAUGUAGAUAUCAAACCAGAAAAAUGUCCCAGGAGAGUCAACAGAGAAAUCGUUGAACAUAUGGUCCUGCAUUUCAAGGCUCAGAUCUUUGGAGAUCGUAAACCAGUAUUCGAUGGCAGAAAGAACCUGUACACUGCAAUGCCUCUUCCAAUCGCCAGAGACAAACAGGUGGAAUUGGAAGUCACGCUACCCGGGGAAGGAAAGGAUCGCAUCUUUAAAGUUGCCAUUAAGUGGAUGGCUUGCGUCAACUUGCAGGCUCUACAUGACGCAUUAUCUGGACGGCUUCCCACUGUCCCUUUUGAGACUAUACAGGCAUUAGAUGUUGUGAUGAGACAUUUACCCUCUAUGAGGUAUACUCCUGUAGGUCGAUCUUUUUUUACUGCAUCCGAAGGAUGUGCUAAUCCUCUUGGUGGAGGUAGAGAAGUUUGGUUUGGCUUCCACCAAUCUGUCAGACCUUCACUCUGGAAAAUGAUGCUCAACAUAGAUGUAUCUGCUACGGCGUUUUAUAAAGCACAACCGGUCAUAGAGUUUAUGUGUGAAGUUCUGGAUUUUAAAAGCAUAGAAGAGCAACAAAAACCUCUUACAGAUUCCCAAAGGGUUAAGUUUACCAAAGAAAUCAAAGUCUGCUUUGGUUUUCCAGGCUUAAAAGUAGAAAUUACGCACUGUGGACAAAUGAAGAGAAAAUACAGAGUGUGCAAUGUAACAAGGCGACCAGCAAGUCAUCAAACAUUCCCUCUCCAGCAAGAGAGUGGGCAAACGGUGGAAUGCACUGUUGCACAGUACUUCAAGGAUAGACACAAACUAGUACUUCGCUACCCUCAUCUUCCAUGUUUACAGGUCGGGCAGGAGCAGAAACACACAUACCUCCCUCUCGAGGUAUGCAAUAUAGUGGCAGGACAAAGGUGUAUAAAGAAACUGACAGACAAUCAAACUUCCACUAUGAUCCGAGCAACUGCCCGCUCAGCUCCAGACCGUCAGGAGGAAAUCAGUAAAUUGAUGCGCAGUGCAAGUUUUAAUACCGAUCCAUUUGUACGGGAAUUCGGUAUUAUGGUAAAAGACGACAUGACGGAUGUAACCGGAAGAGUCCUUCAACCUCCUUCAAUCCUAUACGGAGGCAGGGUAUGGGAAGAGCCAAAUGCUCCCUUGAAUAAGGCCAUUGCUACCCCUGUCCAAGGUGUCUGGGACAUGAGGAACAAACAGUUCCACACUGGCAUUGAAAUUAAAGUGUGGGCGAUAGCUUGCUUUGCUCCUCAGCGACAAUGUACAGAACUUCACCUCAAAACUUUUACUGAACAGUUGCGUAAGAUCUCUCGUGAUGCGGGUAUGCCAAUUCAAGGGCAACCAUGUUUCUGCAAAUACGCCCAAGGAGCUGAUAGUGUGGAGCCCAUGUUCAGGCAUCUGAAGAACACCUAUACUGGCCUACAACUGAUUGUUGUGAUUCUCCCAGGGAAGACCCCUGUGUAUGCGGAGGUAAAACGUGUGGGAGACACUGUGCUGGGAAUGGCAACGCAAUGUGUGCAGAUGAAAAACGUACAGAGAACUACGCCGCAGACGCUGUCUAACCUUUGCCUGAAGAUUAAUGUUAAGUUAGGAGGUGUUAAUAACAUUCUGUUACCCCAGGGCAGACCUCCAGUCUUUCAGCAGCCAGUUAUAUUCCUUGGCGCAGAUGUUACUCAUCCUCCUGCAGGGGAUGGAAAAAAGCCAUCGAUAGCAGCAGUUGUAGGUAGCAUGGAUGCACACCCCAACCGCUAUUGUGCCACCGUAAGAGUACAGCAACACCGUCAGGAGAUCAUCCAGGACUUGGCUGCCAUGGUCCGAGAACUGCUUAUUCAAUUCUACAAGUCAACGCGUUUCAAGCCCACAAGGAUCAUUUUCUACAGGGAUGGGGUUUCUGAAGGACAGUUCCAGCAGGUAUUGCAUCAUGAGCUUCUGGCAAUUAGGGAGGCCUGUAUCAAGUUGGAAAAGGAUUACCAACCUGGCAUUACCUUCAUUGUUGUACAGAAAAGACAUCACACGCGACUUUUCUGCACAGACCGAAAUGAGCGGGUUGGGAAGAGUGGAAAUAUUCCAGCUGGUACAACUGUGGACACAAAAAUUACCCACCCGUCGGAGUUUGACUUUUACCUGUGCAGCCAUGCUGGAAUUCAGGGAACAAGCAGGCCCUCCCAUUACCAUGUCCUUUGGGAUGACAACCGGUUCUCUUCUGAUGAGCUGCAAAUCCUCACUUACCAGCUCUGUCACACUUAUGUGCGCUGCACUCGAUCUGUCUCUAUCCCCGCCCCUGCCUACUACGCACACUUAGUCGCAUUUAGAGCCCGGUAUCACCUUGUGGAUAAAGAACAUGACAGCGCUGAAGGCAGCCACACUUCUGGUCAGAGCAACGGGAGAGACCACCAAGCACUUGCUAAGGCAAUUCAGGUUCACCAGGACACACUGCGUACAAUGUACUUUGCUUAACUGGUGCUGGUUCCCAGAUCUUAGAGGCACUAACCAAGGAGGAUUCACGCCAGACCAGCUGCACUUAUUUGUAUUGUAGCCUGCACUACAGUGACAUCCAAGUGCAAUCUACCACCCACAACCCAUGCAUAUUCUCCCUUGAUCACUUACCAGCCUUCCGUCCAGACCCUUUUUUUGUUUAUUAAUUUAUUUUAUUUUUCUCUCUCCCGAUCUGCACACCUGCAAUAUUUUUUUGGAGUCAGAUUUGUAACAUACAUAUGCGUUUUACGGAAUUACCCUCUUCAAAUACAAUCUGAACAGACGUUCACUCAGGGCUUUUAAGAAACGCUAUGAAACACUUCACUUCAUAUUUUUUUUUUUUUUUUUUUCGGUCGGAAGUUCCAUUUUUAUUUUAUUUUUGAAAUAUUUGACGAAAUGUCAUGGCCUGAAAUCUGAAGAAAAAGGCAUUUUCUCCAAAUUGUAAAGCCUUAAAUAUUUUAAGUGAUUUUUGAGAUGUUUUAUUAUAAAAAACAAAACAAAAAAAAACGUUGUUUUCCUCUUAAAAUUGUGUCAAAUAUUCUAGUGCAUAAAAUUAUGUCUGUAACUAUUCUGAGAAAGCUGUGGAGGUCAAAGGUGAUUAAGUUUUAAAUAUCAUAGUAUUCAUUUUUUUUGGUUGUUUUUUUUUUUUUCAGUGUGCCAUUCAGAAACCUCUGUCAAAGGAAGAUAUUUUUUAAUUUAAUGCUGGCUGGACUCAAAACUUGUCCAAAAUUUUGCUCUCCAAUACGGGUCUGUGGCAAUGAAAGACAGUACAAUCAGGUUAAGCUAAUGUACAGAAGAGUUCUAUUUUAGCAGUAUUAAUGUGAGAUAACAAUGCUAUUUAUUUUAUUUACACAGAGCAUCAUAUUUCUAUCAACAUAUCUCUAUGUACUUAGGCAAAAUUAUGUUUUUUUUUUGUGUAUUUUUUUUUCUUUUUUUUUUAAGGACCAGUAAACCUACAAUACAAGUUGGCUCAUGUAAAUUUUUCUGUACAAAUUUAGGGAACUUUAUCAGACCGGAUAACCCUGUUAUGAGACGAGUGCUUUUUUUGAUGUGCAAAAUUUCUUUUAAGUAAUGGUGUGAAGUAAAACCUUCUAGAAAAA